AUGCAAUCCCGAAGCACAGCAAUCCCAAAUGCCCCGCGUUGGUCCUUGGGACUGUCUUCCACUGUGGGGUGUCCGCCUUCCGCCUACACCACCCCCCAAUCUCCCCUUCGGUCGGGGAAUCCCGGUGGGUCUUCCACCGCAUUGUCCUUUCUUUCGCGCUUCUCUGGGACUUUAGUUGGCUGUGACUUGCCAGUGGAGCAGGAAGUUCAGUUCAGGCUUCACGACAAGGCCUUCAGUCCCGCACAGCUCCGCAACCGUUGCAGCGAGAGGCUGGCUGUCUGUCCGCACUCUGCCUCGUCGCUCGCUGCAAUGACACGUGGCGGGCCUCAAGCGGCAGUAGCUCUAGCAGCCUGCGCGGCGGCCGGUACGGCCUGCCUCGUGUGGGCCCUCCGUGGUCGUUACCUCCAGGUUUUCCUCGGGACAGAUCCCGAGAAAGGCAGAGGGAAUGGCGGGAAUGGAGAGAAGGAACGGCAGGGAGUCACGCUGACGUCACUGAACCACCUGAUCGCGUUGACGGGUGACAGCUGGCACUCCUCGCUUCAGCGGCUCGCGAUUGGACAGAUGGUCAUCGGCUUGAAGCUCACCAAAGAACCGAGACUCGCAGCCAUCCCCUCGCCGCUGCCUGACUCACUCGCCAUGCUGGCAUCUCUGCGUGACGUGGACCUGUCGGCCAAUGGGCUUUCGACAUUCCCCGACGCCCUGAUGUCCGUUCCUGAGCUCAAAAAACUGAAUCUUUCGAGAAACAAACUCACAAGUCUUCCUCAAUCAAUUCGCCAGCUCGCCCACCUGGAGCACCUGGACCUGGGCCGAAACCACCUGCCAGGUGUGCCUGAGGAGAUUGGGCACCUGACGAAGCUCCUGACGCUCAACCUGAUGUGCAACCAGCUGGAGAGCCUACCUGAGAGCAUCGGGCGGCUCACGAGGGUGUUUCGCCUGGGGCUCAAAAGCAACAGGCUCAGCGCCCUGCCCUCAUCAAUAGGCGGCAUGACCUCUCUGGUGGAGCUCUACCUGACGGACAAUCGCCUCACCGGUCUGCCUGACUCCAUCGGCUGCUGCACCAACCUCGUCAAGCUACAGGCCUCCUUCAACCAGCUCUACGCCCUGCCGGAUUCCAUGGGCCGUCUCACUCGUCUUGAGCUGCUCCGUCUCGCAGCCAACAACCUGCACGCCCUGCCCUCAUCCCUCGCGCUGCUGCCCCGCCUGGCGUGGCUGUCGCUCGCCAGCAACCCCUUCUGCCCGCCGCUGCCGCCGCACCACCAGGGGGUGGAGGAUAUUCCCUUUGGGGAGCUGCAGCUGGGGAGGAAACUGGGCGACGGUGCAAGCGGUGACGUGUAUGCAGCAGUGUGGCACGGGCACGAGGUGGUGUUCAAGCAGUUCAACAGCGAGACCAGUCCGGACGGGCGGGCAGUGGAUGAGAUCGCCAUGACUGCUGCUGUCGACCACCCCCACCUCGUGCAGGUGCUGAUGGGGGGGGUGCUGCCUGGGAGGGAGUGUUUGCUUGACGGUGCCGUCAUGUCGUUCUCACCUCGUGCAGGUGCUGCCUGGGGAGGGGUGCUGCCAGUGGUGCUGCUAGUGGAGGGUGCUGCUCAUGCGGCAAUCCUUCACUCAUGGUUCGAAGGGCUGCUCAUGCGGCAAUCCCUGCCUGCUCCCUUUCUGCUCCACAUACGCAUUCCCCCCAGCCCCUCUCACUCCCCCUCUCACUCCCCCUCUCACUCCCCCUCUCACUCCCCCUCUCACUCCCCCUCUCACUCCCCCUCUCACUCCCCCUCUCACUCCCCCUCUCACUCCCCCUCUCACUCCCCCUCUCACUCCCCAUCUCACCCCCCUUCUCUGCCUGCCAUCUGCACCCCUUCCGCUCCACACAUCCGUCCCUCCCACCCAACCCUGCUCACUCCCCUUUUUCGUCCCCCUUGUGUUGCUCUCCCUUCCUGUCCCCGCCCCUGCCAGGCAGGUGGAGGCAACAGUGGAGCAGCCCCACGGGUGGAGGCAACAGUGGAGCAGCCCCACGGGUUGGUCAUGCGCCGCGUGUUUGGCAGGGCCAUGGCGGAUCCCCCCAAUGGUGAAUCGCUGCUGCGCUGCCGCUGGCCUCCCUCCGCCUCCUACUCACUCGCCACUGUGGUGGCUGUGGGGAGGGGGCUGGCAUCGGCGUUGGAGUGGAUGCAUGCGCGGGGGUGGGCGCAUGGGGACGUGUAUGCUCACAACGUUCUUGUGGAUGACAAGGGGUUCGCUGUCCUGUGUGACUAUGGUGCAUCCUUCCCCUACCCUCGCCACAGUGCCAUCCCAUUUGAGUCACAUGAGGUGAGAGCACUUGCCCUGCUGCUUCAGGGCCUCUGCACCCGCCUCUCAGCCCCUGAGACGACAGCAGAGCUUCAGAGCCGGGAGCAGCUGGGGCGGCUGGUUGAUGCGUGCGUUGGAGGGACUGCGAAGGAGCGACUGAGUUUUAGGGAUUUUGGAGAGCAGUUGGCUGCUAUUUCCAGGAGCCAUGUUUGA
Closterium sp. Yama58-4 is the source of this 2490-nucleotide messenger RNA. The record is from the annotation of a GenBank genome assembly. Lineage: Eukaryota; Viridiplantae; Streptophyta; Zygnematophyceae; Desmidiales; Closteriaceae.